Messenger RNA from Sitodiplosis mosellana (orange wheat blossom midge), 1471 nucleotides. RefSeq names its product aminoacylase-1-like. Gene Ontology annotation, molecular function: aminoacylase activity. The transcript is spliced from 8 exons. Gene Ontology annotation, cellular component: cytoplasm. The coding region runs from base 155 to 1357 and encodes 400 amino acids. Gene Ontology annotation, biological process: amino acid metabolic process. NCBI's taxonomy places the organism in Eukaryota, Metazoa, Arthropoda, Insecta, Diptera, Cecidomyiidae. The record is from RefSeq and is a predicted model, not a curated record.
GUGUUUAUGACAGCUCAAGUGUCGAGAUAUUGUUCUAUAUAAAAUAAAACAGUUUGGCACUUAGUUUUUAUUUGACAGCUGAGCGCAGUCUUGUCUUUGUUUGUAUUUUAUCAUUGGAUUUUUGGUGUGUUUUCUUUAUUUUGCUGACAAUAAAAUGACAAAUUGGGAUACUAAUGAAGAAAUCCAAAUAUUUCGCGAAUAUUUGCGCAUUCCGAGUGUACACCCAGACAUCGAUUAUGAGCCAUGUGUUGAGUUUCUCAAGCGGCAGGCCAAAAGUUUAGACCUUCCAGUAUCGAUCCACUAUCCGGUGAACGAUAAAAACCCCAUCGUAAUUUUAACAUGGGUCGGUGAGCAGCCAAAUCUUCCAUCCAUCGUCUUGAAUUCUCAUAUGGAUGUCGUACCAGUGUUCGAAGAACAUUGGACGCACAAACCGUUUGACGCUGACAUCGAUGAAGAUGGAAAGAUUUUUGCACGUGGCGCUCAAGAUAUGAAAUGCGUUGGUGUACAAUAUCUAGCGGCUAUUCGAGCACUAAAACGAGAUGGUGUGAAACAGCUCAAAAGGACGAUUCAUGUCAUAUUUGUGCCAGAUGAAGAGGUCGGAGGUUACUUUGGAAUGGCCAAAUUCGUAACAACCGAUGAGUUUAAAGCAUUGAACGUUGGAUUUUCGCUAGAUGAAGGCAUUGCUUCGCCAACGGAGGAGUUUAAUCUCUAUUACGCAGAGAGAACUAUUUGGCAGAUUGAAUUCAUUUGCCAUGGCCAAUCAGGUCACGGGUCAAUGCUGUUUAAAAAUACCCCCGGAGAAAAGAUUCACUAUCUUGUCGAUAAAUUGAUGAGCUUCCGUAAGGUUGAAGCCGCCAAAUUGGAGAAUAAUGCAAAUGUGGAUCUUGGCGACGUAACAACUGUUAAUAUGACCUUGCUCAAGGGUGGUGUCCAAGGCAAUGUUGUUCCACCGGUACUGAGUGUAGUAUUUGACAUUCGCAUUGCCAACGAUAUCAAACUUGAUGAAUUUGAAAAGACUAUCAACCGUUGGUGUGAAGAGGCUGGAGGCAAUAUCGAACUCAAUUAUAUACACAAGAAUCCACAGGCGCCAGUCACAGCAAUUGAUGAUUCAAAUCCCUAUUGGUUGGCCUUCAAAAAAGCAAUUGAUGAAUUAAAUCUAAAGAUGAAAACUAAAGUCUUCCCCGGUGGAACCGAUAGCCGAUACAUUCGCAGGCAAAAUAUACCUGCACUUGGUUUCUCGCCUAUGAAUAAUGUUCCUGUUUUGCUGCACGAUCACGAUGAGUACGUUCGAUGUGAGACUUAUCUGGCUGGAAUUCAGAUUUAUAAAAAAAUCAUACCAAAUUUGGCCAAUGUUUGAUUUGAAAUACCAACUUAUUCCAAUAGAUCUUUAGUUUUAAACACAAACUCUUGUGAAGAAAAACUUUUUUGAUUUAUUUCCAAUAAAACAAUAGCUUGUUUACAAACACUUGAA